Molecule: messenger RNA, 6168 nt
Organism: Salvelinus sp. IW2-2015
Lineage: Eukaryota; Metazoa; Chordata; Actinopteri; Salmoniformes; Salmonidae
Source: RefSeq, a predicted model, not a curated record
CUCAUUGUCGGGAUCAAGGCAAGGACAAGACAGCCCAUUUGCUGCGGUCUGUGUUGUGUGCUCUGCAUUGUGUGAUAGUUGUUUGGAUAGUGGUCGCAGCCCCGGCUUGGAGACAAUUUCACACCAGUGACAUCACCUCUGCUCUGCGCAUUUACAGUCGGCACAAGCUGGGACAGUCAGAACAGAACUAGCGGUCAUCCUCGAGAAAAAGGGAAGCGAUAGGACACAGGUGCAGUGAAAUAAAACUGGCGGUGCUCUGAGGAUGCAGAAGUCACCCGUGGAAGAUGCAAACUUCCUCUCCAAAUAUUUCUUCUGGUGGACAUCUCCACUGUUGAGGAAGGGCUUCAGAAAGAAGUUGGAUUUGACAGAUAUCUAUAAAGCACCAUCGUUUGAUCUCGCAGACAAUCUUUCUGAACGACUAGAAAGAGAAUGGGACCGAGAAGUGGCAUCGGCCAAGAAGAAGCCUCGGCUCCUGCGGGCGCUCUCCCGUUGUUUCCUCUGGCCUUUUGUGUUCUACGGAAUCCUGCUGUACUUUGGGGAGGCGUCGAAGACAGUGCAGCCCCAGCUCCUGGGUCGUAUCAUUGGCUCGUUCGACCCCUUUCAUGCCCCGGAGCGGGAGCAGGGCUACUACCUGGCCCUGGGUCUCAGUCUUCUCUUCGUCGCUCGCUUCCUGCUCCUGCAGCCAGCCAUCUUUGGACUGCACCACCUGGGCAUGCAGAUACGCAUCGCUCUCUUCAGCCUCAUCUAUAAGAAGACUCUGAAGCUGUCCAGCCGAGUCCUGGACAAGAUCAGCACAGGUCAGCUGGUCAGCCUGAUGUCAGCCCACCUCAACAAGCUGGAUGAGAGCCUUGGCCUGGCCCACUUUGUGUGGAUCACCCCUCUGCAGUGUAUCCUGUGUGUGGGUUUGAUCUGGGAACUGAUAGAGGUGAAUGGUUUCUGUGCCCUGGCUGCCCUCACCCUGCUGGGCAUUGUACAGGCCUGCCUCUCACAGAAGAUGGGGCCUCACAGGCAGAAAAGAGCAGGGAUGAUCAGUCGUCGCCUGGCUCUGACCUCAGAGAUCGUAGAGAACAUCCACUCAGUGAAGGCCUACGGCUGGGAGGAGGUGAUGGAGACCAUCAUCAAGAACAUCAGACAGGAUGAGAUGUCAUUGACGAGGAAGAUUGGUUCUCUGCGUUACUUCUACAGCGCCUCRUACUUCUUCUCUGCCAUCCUGGUCAUUGUGUCAGCCAUUGUGCCACACGCCCUCAGCAAGGGCAUUAUCCUGAGGCGGAUCUUCACCACUGCCUCCUACUGCAUGGUGCUCCGUAUGACCCUCACCAGACAGCUGCCCGGCUCCAUACAGAUGUGGUACGACACCCUGGCGCUGGUCACAAAGAUAGAGUUUGAGAAAAUUAAGCAGGAGAACAAGGCUAACGGCCACCCUAACGGUGACGCAGGGUUGUUCUUCACAAACCUGUACGUCACACCCGUCCUCAAGAACAUCAGCCUGUAUCUGGAGAAGGGACAGAUGCUGGCCGUGGCUGGAUCCACCGGCUCUGGGAAGAGUUCCCUGCUGAUGAUGAUCCUGGGGGAGCUGGUCCCGUCAGAGGGGACGAUCAGACACAGUGGGCGGAUCUCCUUCUCCCCCCAGACCUCCUGGAUCAUGCCCGGAACCAUCCGUGACAACAUCCUGUUUGGCCUGACCUACGACGAGUUCCGCUACACCUCUGUCAUCAAGGCCUGUCAGCUGGAGGAGGAUCUGGCCCUGCUGCCGGAGAAAGACAAGACGCCCCUUAUGGAGGGAGGGGUGACCCUAAGUGGAGGUCAGAGGGCGAGGAUAGGCCUGGCCAGAGCUGUGUAUAAAGACGCCGACCUCUACCUACUGGAUUCACCUUUUACCCACCUGGACAUUGUGACUGAGAAAGAGAUCUUUGAGAGGUGUCUGUGUAAACUGAUGUCCUCCAAGACUCGUAUCGUGGUCACUAGUAAGCUGGAGCACCUGAAGAGAGCGGACAAGAUCCUUCUGCUUCACAACGGUGUGUGUUACUUCUACGGCUCCUUCUCCGAGCUGCAGGCCAAGAGACCAGACUUCAGCUCCCUGCUCCUGGGCCUGGGGGCCUACGACAACAUCAACGCCGAACGCCGAAGCUCCAUCCUCACCGAGACCCUCCGACGCGUCUCUAUCGAUGAAUCCGCCGUCUUCCGUGGCCCCGAACCCAUCCACCAGUCCUUCCGCCAGCCCCCGCCACCGAUCAUCUGUACAAACAAUGGCCCUCAAGCCAUCACCGUUGCCGGGGGGGACGGUCUCACAGCAGCGGAAAAACGUAAACAGUCAAUUAUCCUUAAUCCGGCCCGUAAAUUCUCCUUCAUCGGUACGGGGCCACAGAAAGCCCAGGCUCCUCCACCCGGGUCCACCACUAUCGAGGAUGCCGUGCGAGAGCUGUCAGAGAGGAAGUUCUCAGUGGUGCCCGAGGACGAUCAGGUUGAAGAGUCGCUGCCGCGGGGGAACCAGUACCAUCAUGGCCUGCAGCACCUGAGCGGGCAGCGCCGCCAGUCUGUGCUGCAGUUCAUCACCAACGCCCGGGGGGAGGGCAGGAGGGAGCAGCUCCAGACGUCCUUCAGGAAGAAGCUGUCCAUCACGCCGCAGUGCGAGCUGGCCUCUGAGCUGGACAUCUACGCACGACGCCUGUCCACAGACAGUGUCUAUGACAUCAGCGAGGAUGUGGACGAUCAGGACAUGGAGCAAUGCUUUGCAGACAGGCGUGAGAACGUGUUCGAGACGACGUCGUGGAACACCUACAUGCGUUACAUCUUCACCAACAGGAACCUCGUCUACGUCCUCAUCUUCAUCUUCCUCGUCUUCGCUGUAGAGGUUGCUGGCUCUGUCCUGGGGAUAUUUCUUAUCACAGAUAAGAUCUGGACAGAGGAGGCCAACCCGUCGGCGCCGAACUACGUAGACCAGCAACACGCCAACGCCUCGUCACCCGCCGCCCAAAAGCCAGUCAUCGUCACGCCGACCAGCGCCUAUUACAUCAUCUACAUCUACGUGGCGACGUCGGAGAGCGUUCUGGCGCUGGGGUUCUUCAGAGGCCUGCCAUUGGUCCACACUUUACUGACCGUGUCCAAGAGGCUGCAUGAACAGAUGCUGACCGCUGUGCUCAGGGCCCCCAUGGCCGUACUCAACACUAUGAAGACCGGUCGGAUCAUGAACAGGUUCACUAAAGACAUGGCCACCAUCGACGACAUGCUUCCCCUUGCACUGUUUGACCUCAUCCAGUUAACUCUGAUCGUGCUGGGUGCCAUAUUUACUGUGUCCAUCAUGAGGCCGUACAUCUUCAUUGCCGCGAUCCCAUUGGCCGUCAUAUUCGUGGUUCUGAGGAAGUACUUUCUGCAUACGGGACAGCAGCUCAAACAACUGGAGGCUGAGGCCCGUAGCCCUAUAUUCUCCCACCUCAUCAUCUCUCUGAAGGGUCUGUGGACUAUACGUGCGUUUGGUCGUCAGUCCUACUUUGAGACGUUGUUCCACAAGGCCCUGAACACCCACACGGCCACCUGGUUCCACUACCUCGCAACGCUGCGAUGGUUCCUCUUCCGCUGUGAGAUCAUCUUCGUCUUCUUCUUCUCCGCCGCAGUCUUCAUCGCCGUGGGAACCAACCAGGACAAGCCUGGGGAGAUUGGCAUCAUCGUAGCCUUAGCCAUGCUCAUCCUUGGGACGUUCCAAUGGGCUGUCAUUACCAGCAUCACUGUGGACGGACUGAUGCGAUCGGUAGACCGGGUCUUCAAGUUCAUCGACCUGCCUCAAGAGGAGCCCAGACCCAGCGGUGGAAGUGGUAAAGGAACAGACCUGGUGAUCGACAACCCCCACGCCCAAGACUGCUGGCCCAACCAGGGCCACAUGGACGUCCAAGGACUGACCGUCAAAUACACAGAGGCUGGACGCUCCGUCCUGCAGGACCUCUCCUUCACUGUGGAAGGAGGACAGAGUGUGGGUGUGUUGGGGAGGACGGGUUCAGGAAAGAGCACCUUGCUCUCUGCCCUCCUGCGGCUGGCCUCUACAGACGGAGAGAUCUCCAUCGAUGGGGUCUCCUGGAACUCUGUCACCCUACAGACCUGGAGGAAAGCCUUCGGCGUGGUGCCACAGAAAAUCUUCAUCCUGACUGGUACAUUCCGUAUGAACCUGGAUCCACACGCUCGCUACAGUGACGAGGAACUGUGGCGGGUGGCUGAGGAGGUGGGUCUGAAGUCCGUGAUAGAGCAGUUCCCAGACAAGCUGGACUUCCAGCUGGAGGACGGGGGUUACGUCCUGAGUAACGGACACAAGCAGCUCAUGUGUCUGGCCCGCUCCAUCCUCAGCAAGGCCCGCAUACUGCUACUGGACGAACCCAGCUCAUUCCUCGACCCCAUAACGUUGCAGGUCCUGAGGAAGACGCUGAAACAGUCUUUCUCCAACUGUACAGUCAUACUGUCAGAACACAGAGUGGAACCACUGCUGGAGUGCCAGUCCUUCCUGAUGAUCGAGGGCAGUUCUAUGAAGAGGUAUGACUCCAUUCAGAAGCUGUUUAAUGGGACCAGCCACCUGAAGCAGGCCAUGAGUGCUGCUGAGCGCCUCAAACUCUUCCCCCUGCACCGCCUCAACUCCAGCAAGCGACCCCCUCAAUCCCAGCAGCCCAAGAUCACCGCCCUGCAGGAGGUGGCUGAGGACGAGGUCCAGAACACGCAUCUUUAAGGAGCCCCGGAUUAACUGGACGCCAUUUUGUCUACUGGAAUGCUCUUUCUCGAUGAAACUCUCCUCGUUGCCUUGCAUCCUCUCUCCUCGACUCCUUGUCAAAACACAUUGGAAAAGUAGGCCUGAGGGACCUUGAACUUUCUCCUCCGAUAUGGUUGAGGAGGCAAGGAGAUAGGUUGCAAGGAAUCGUGGAAAGAUGCGCUGCUGACUCAUCCAAGUGCCUCUAGUCUAGAUGAUAAGAGUGUGAAUGUGAGAUGUGGUCGGUCCUUAUUGGUACACGCAGGGCUCUGUUCAAUCAAAAGACACCAUCCUGGUGUUUCCAGAGUGAGAUUUGUUUCACUUUGAAAACAUUGGAAUGCCAGUUUUGUUUGAGUAUAUAAGGCCACACUUUUUAAGCAAGAUUGUAAGAAGCAUACUCAAAAGCUGCCUGUAAAUACAGAGUAGGAUGACAUUGAUCUGAGGUCAGUUUUGUUUCCCUCCCAAUGGUUGUUAGGAGUUGGAAGGAAAAGUGUGCCGCAGGGCAACUUAUAUUCAAAGCUAUAAAUACACAAAACAGGAAUGAAUGGUGGGUGAUGCUAUGGACAAGUGUUUCUAUUUGUAUGCACUUUAAAGAAACCAGAGGCACUUUUUCAUGGUAGGUUAAUAGCAAGGAAAAUAAAUUAUCAAAUGCUGCAUUCAUUUUUUUUAUUUUUUUUACGCUUUUUCAAAUGUGAUUUGUCAAGCUCCCUCUUGUACUUCUGGAAUUUAAAUAUUUUUGUGUCCUUUCUGGUCUUUUUAUUUGGCACAUUGCUCCUUAGUGAUAUUAGACAACAGUUUUUAUAACGAUACGAUAAAAUAUGGUACCGUGGUUACUGGUUAGACACCUUGAAAUGUAACUGACUACAGCCAAUUUUUUUGUGUAAGAAAAGCUCUUUCUUAUUCAUCGGAAAGAGACGCAGGUCCAAAAAUGUAUAAAUUGUUUUGUUUUUCCAUUAGAAUAUUCUGAUUUCAAACAAUUAUAUUUCCUGUAAAACGAUUUUGAUAAAAGACGAGGUCAUUGGUAAGACAGCGUUUCUCAACUCCUGUCCUGAAGACCCCCUGUAAAUGCAGGUGGUUUUCAAUUCGAAAAAUGUCUCUCAUUAACUUGACCCAAGUUAUAGAGAAUUACACCUGCAUUCUUAGAAGUGUUACCGCCUUCCCUUAGAAAUUGUUUGUGAAGCCUCUAUGUAGUGCUUCAUAGUGCAUUCAUAAGCUGUUUGUUUUACAUUCUCAGUUGAAGGUCCUACAUACUGUACCCAGGCCAGUGGUCUGGUGUAAGAAGACAUGAGGUGGACUGGUGGGGUUAACAGUGCAGUUUUAAUGGUUGUUCUUAAAGGAAGCAGGACAUUACUUCAGACAGCGAUCAUACAGAUCAACACCAAAGGUUGACUAAAAUAUCUCCUGUACAUUUAUCAACAAUGGCCAUUCAAAAUAACACUUUUCAU